This is a messenger RNA of Neoarius graeffei (lesser salmon catfish), 1781 nucleotides long. RefSeq names its product gastrula zinc finger protein XlCGF8.2DB-like. Bases 147 to 1319 code for a protein of 390 amino acids. The transcript is spliced from 2 exons. Gene Ontology annotation, biological process: regulation of DNA-templated transcription. The record is from RefSeq and is a predicted model, not a curated record. NCBI's taxonomy places the organism in Eukaryota, Metazoa, Chordata, Actinopteri, Siluriformes, Ariidae. Gene Ontology annotation, molecular function: DNA-binding transcription factor activity, RNA polymerase II-specific; RNA polymerase II cis-regulatory region sequence-specific DNA binding.
CUGCUGUAAAACCACAAAGAAGAAGAAGUUAUCCAACCGACCUCAUCAUCUCUACGUGUUUACAUUACAAUAUUAAAUCUGAACUACUUAAAUAGAAAAAAAAACAGUAUUUGAAGAAGGUAAAUGUGCUGAGUAAAGAUAAGAACAUGCUGCCCACAAGAGACUCUGGUCAUCAGCAAAAAACUUCUGAUCCAUCUUGUCCUGUGUCCCCUCAUGUACAAAUAAAGGCAGAGCUUCACCACUGUUCAGAUUGUGGCAAGAGUUAUACUUACCAGAGUAGUCUUCAAAAACACCAGCGCAAUCACACAGGAGAGAAGCCCUAUGACUGCUCACAGUGUGGCAAGCGUUUUAAUCGACUCGGUAAUUUCAAACGACACCAACAAGUUCACACAGGAGAGAAGCCGUAUAAUUGCUCGGAGUGUGGAAAGAGUUUUACUCAACUCUGUUAUUUCAAAGAACACCAACGAAUUCACACAGGAGAGAAACCAUUUAUUUGCUUGCAGUGCGGAAACAGUUUUACUCAAUCAAGCACUCUUCGAAGACACCAGCGCAUUCACACCGGAGAGAAGCCGUAUAACUGCUUGCAAUGUGGAAAGAGUUUCACUCGUUUCAGUAGUUUCAAAAAACACCAAAAUAUUCACACGGGAGAGAAACCAUUUCUCUGCUCACAGUGUGGGAGCAGAUUUACUCACCUAAACAAUCUUAAAACACACCAGCGAAUCCACACAGGAGAGAGGCCAUAUCACUGCUCGCAAUGUGGAAAGCAUUUCACUCGACUCAGCAGCUUCAAACAACACCAACAAAUCCACACAGGAGAGAAACCAUUUAUCUGCUUACAGUGUGGGAAAAGAUUCACUCACUACGGUACUCUGAAAACACACCAACGCAUCCAUACGGGAGAGAAACCAUAUCAGUGCUUGCACUGCGGAAAGAGUUUCGCUCACAUGAAUAAUUUCCAGCGCCACCAAGGAAUUCACACCAGUCAGAAACCCUAUAAUUGUUUGCAGUGUGGGAAGAGUUUUAAUUUAGAGCGUAAUCUCAAAAAUCACCAGCACAUUCAUACAAGGGAGAAUCUGUAUCACUGUUCGCACUGUGGAAAGCAUUUCACUCGACACGGUAAUUUCAAACAACACCAACGAAUUCACACAGGAGAAAAACCAUUUGUCUGCUUACAGUGUGGAAGAAGUUUUACUCAGCGAGGUACGCUUAAAACACACCAAAGGAUCCAUACAGGAGAGAAGCCGUAUCAUUGCUCCCAUUGUGGAAGGAGUUUUGCCCAUAUGAGUACUUUCCAACGCCACCAAGGAAGCCACACGUGACAGAAACCGUAUCACUGGUCAUAAUACGGGAAGAAUUUUAAUCAAGAGCACAACCUUCAAGAACACCAGUGCAUUCACCCAGGAGAAAAUGUUUGCCGGUGUUCACAGCAGGAAAAUGUGGAAAAAAAAAAAAAAGAUGGCUCUCUGGCAAUACCAGAUUAUUGCUGACAGUUUGGGAAGCAGUUUACUCACCUACGUACUGUCCAGAGGACACCAGAACAUGCACAUGGGACAGCAUGGGAAGAGCCUUGUACAGCCGAAUCAUGUCUGUCAUCACCAGUAUUCAUUUACUAUGUAAAAUUGCUUACGUUGUCAAGAGUUGUGAAUUUUAAAACCACAUAGUUGUGUUAACAUAGAGCCAGCAGUUUUUGACAUAUAAAUGCAACAACACAGGAAUUAUUGUUUUGUGUUAAAAUGUAGUCAGGUCCAUAAAUAUUUGUACAUUGACUGUUAUUUUAGUUG